UGUUAUGUGAGGUGAUCUGGCAACCCGUGUCAAAAUGAAACCAGGACAUUAUCUGUUUAGCUUUCUGAUUAGCUUAGCUUGUUCGUUUAAAACUGUCUCGUCAGCUGAUCUGAACUCCGUGUGAGGAUAAAUAUCCAAGCGAUUUAAAUAGAAUAAAUAUUUAACACGUCCGCUACUUAAAGUGAAGUCUAACUGUUAGCAUAUCGGCUCACAGGCUAACAACAUACGCAACUCAAGCGAAGCAUUAACAGCUCCUGAUGACCUCUGACCCCUGCAUUCUCUGGUGUGAGACCAUGAUCAGUGUUACGCUGUGAAGCCAUGAGUCAGAGGAACAUCGCUGCAGACUUACUGAACAGACGAAUCCAGGAGAACAGGGCUCUGAGUUUUCAGAGACACUACCAUGUGACUGACCCGUUUAUAAAACGGCUCGGCCUGGAGGCGGAGCUACAGGGUCACACAGGGUGUGUGAAUUGUCUGGAAUGGAACGAGAAAGGAGAUGUGUUGGCGUCAGGUUCUGAUGAUCAGCACGUGAUGGUGUGGGAUCCUCUCAGACACAGGAGGUUGAUGAGCAUGCACACGGGUCACGCUGCUAACAUCUUCUCCGUCAAGUUCCUGCCGCACUCCGGAGAUCGGAUCCUGGUGACCGGAGCUGCAGAUACGAAGGUUCACGUUCACGACAUAUCUGUGAAGGAGACGAUCCACAUGUUCUCCGAUCACACUAACCGAGUGAAGCGCAUCGCCACCGCCCCCAUGUGGCCAAACACCUUCUGGAGCGCAGCCGAGGAUGGGGUCAUCAGGCAGUAUGAUCUGAGAGAGAGCAGUAAAUGCUCGGACGUGUUAAUAGAUCUGACGGAAUACUGCGGUCAGCUGGUGGAGGCCAAAUGUCUGGCUGUGAACCCGCGGGAUAAUAACUACCUCGCUGUGGGAGCUAACGGCCCGUUCGUACGCCUCUACGACAUCCGCAUGAUCCACAACCACAGGAAGUCUCUGAGUCAGAGUGCAGGAGUUCACACGUUCUGUGAUAAACAGAAGCCCAUCCCUGAUGGAGCGGGACAGUACUAUGUCGCAGGUCACCUCCCAGUGAAACUGCCAGAUUAUAAUAACAGGUUGCGUGUGUUGGUGGCCACCUACGUGACCUUCAGUCCUGACGGGACGGAGCUGCUGGUGAAUAUGGGUGGAGAGCAGGUGUAUCUGUUUGAUCUGACGUUUAAACAGAGACCGUACACCUUCCUGCUGCCCAAGAAGUGCCAUUCCUCAUCAGAGGUACAGAACGGGAAAACCACAAACGGGGUGUCUAACGGACUCCAUCUUCCUGCCAGCUGUCUCAAACUCACUAAUAAUAAAAAACCCUGCAGUGAGCUGCCCCCACACCUGGAGCACAUUAAGCAGCAGGCUAACGAUGCGUUUGCGCGUCAGCAGUGGACUCAGGCCAUCCAGCUGUACAGUCUGGGGAUUCACACAGCGGGACAGAGCAACGCCAUGCUGUACGGGAACCGAGCCGCCGCCUACAUGAAGCGCAAAUGGGACGGGGAUCAUUACGACGCUCUGCGCGACUGUCUGAAGGCUCUGUCUCUAAACCCGGCUCACCUGAAGGCUCACUUCCGUCUGGCACGCUGUCUGUUCGAGCUGAAAUACGUAGCCGAGGCUCUCGAGUGUCUGGACGACUUCAAAGGGAAAUUUCCAGAACAGGCUCACAGCAGCGCCUGCAGCGCCCUCGACAAGGACAUCAAAGCCGCUCUUUUCUCCAAAAACGACUCCGCAGACGAGAAGAAAGGGAGCAGCUCGAUCCGCUUCCACAACUUCAGCCGGAAAGAGUCGAUCCCCGAGGACGAGAUCAUCCUGAGAGAGCGCAGCUUCGACUACAAACACCGAUACUGCGGCCACUGCAACACCACCACCGACAUCAAGGAGGCCAACUUCUUCGGCAGUAAAGCACAGUACAUAGUGAGUGGAUCAGACGAUGGCUCAUUCUUCAUCUGGGAGAAGGAGACCACGAACCUGGUGCGAGUGCUGCAGGGUGACGAGUCCAUAGUGAACUGCCUCCAGCCGCAUCCCAGCUACUGUUUCCUAGCAACCAGCGGCAUCGACCCUGUGGUGCGGCUCUGGAGCCCCCGACCCGAGACGGACAGUGAGAACGGUCGUGUGGUGGAGGAUAUGGACGGAGCGUCUCAGGCCAAUCAGAGGAGGAUGAACGCUGAUCCUCUGGAGGUGAUGCUGCUCAACAUGGGCUAUCGCAUCACGGGGCUGAGCGGCAGCCAUGACGCCUCCGACGAGGACGAGGACAACACAGAGGGUCAGGUGCAGUGCCGCACCAGCUAGAGCGAGCGAGCGAGCGAGUGUGUGUGUGUGUGUGUGUGUGUGUGUGUGUGUGUGUGUGUGUGUGUGUGUGUGUCCUCCACUUGUGGAUCUGCACACGCCCCCUUGGAGAGGAAAAGAAUGGAGAAUAGGGCACGUGAUCGCCAUGAGUGGGCGGAGCUCCAGACUGAUUGUUGAUAAUAAACUCAUUGUUUUCUCGUACAGUUGUGGGACUGUGUGUAGCUUUCUUCAGUUUGUCCCACCCUGAUGUCACUUCCUGUUCCUGCAGCUGAGACCCCGCCCACCGCUCGGCCGUGUCUGUGUGUCAGACAGAAGCACUUUGUUUAAAUGGAGGACGUUUUGGGAUUAACAAUGUUUUAUUUUUCUCUGAGCUUCUGUUGUCUAUCGUCACCUGUUGUAGUGUUUCAGGAUCAAAGGAGCAUUUCAGUGUUGUUAACUUCUCGGCUGAGACGUGUUCGUUUCUGUGAGGCUAAUGUAAGGUGUAACGGAAGUGUAUGGCCUCCAGUUUAGCAUGGUGCAGAAAAUAAAUCACGUCGAGGGAAACGGUCGCAGUGAGAACACCUUCUUCCUCAGCACAGAGUUUGGGGUCAGACUCAGGUAGGGGGUGUGGUCAAAAUCUGAAGGCGGAGUUUAUAUAUUAGAAAAGGAGUCUGAUGAUAAAGUGUACAUUUAAGUUGUUUAUUAAAUUCGUUCUGUUAUUUUAGGAAGCUUUAUGUACUAAGUGGUGGAUGUGGGAGGAGUUAGACACGCCCCUUUUAGAGCACUGUGCUAAACUGGUAGCUAUACACUUCUGUUAUUUGUUAGCUACAUUAGCACCAAUGCUAAAACUGCAGAACACCACGUCUCAGCCAGUUAAAGGAUUAAAGAGAUGUUUAAUUUCAAACACACACACACACACACACACACACACAUUACUGAAACAGCAGCAUUAAUAUUAAUGCAUUUAUUCAGGAUGUGUGUGUGUGUGUGUGUGUGUUUGCACAGAGACAGUUCUGCAGCAGCUCAUCCUUUAACACUACCCUGCAGUGUGUAUUUAUUUGCUCAAGGCUUUUUCUCCUUGUUUCUUCCUGUUUAUUUUUCUUUGGGAAUUUCAGUAACGCCGUUUUUCUGCCGGAAUAAAGAGAAUAAAAGAGGAAUAAAAUGUUUAGACCUCA
Molecule: messenger RNA, 3470 nt
Organism: Ictalurus punctatus (channel catfish)
Lineage: Eukaryota; Metazoa; Chordata; Actinopteri; Siluriformes; Ictaluridae
Gene: wdtc1
Product: WD and tetratricopeptide repeats 1
Exons: 16
Coding region: 319-2319 (666 amino acids)
Biological process (GO): negative regulation of fatty acid biosynthetic process
Cellular component (GO): Cul4-RING E3 ubiquitin ligase complex; cytoplasm
Molecular function (GO): protein binding
Source: RefSeq, a predicted model, not a curated record